This is a messenger RNA of Uncinocarpus reesii 1704, 1257 nucleotides long. RefSeq lists its product as uncharacterized. NCBI's taxonomy places the organism in Eukaryota, Fungi, Ascomycota, Eurotiomycetes, Onygenales, Onygenaceae. Gene Ontology annotation, cellular component: cytoplasm. The transcript has 2 exons. The record is from RefSeq and is a predicted model, not a curated record. Bases 1 to 1257 code for a protein of 418 amino acids.
AUGGAACUCGACCGGCAGAAUCAUGAUAGCCACGACGCUGAUCAGGGCAUAGUGCAGCAACAACGAUCCCCUCCAAUGUAUCGAUCUAUCACACCCAAAGCUCGGCUGAUUGCUUUGUCGGAUACCUUUCUCCAAUAUCUCCGUGCUGAUGGCAUAGUUCUCCCUCCUGACAACACGCUAGCCGCGCCCGAAGACGACAGCUGGGUGGUGUCAGGUGGAUAUGAUGACGAGGACGAAGGUCUUCCAGAUCCCUCCAAGGAAUGGCCCGAAAUCCAUGCUCGAGUUAAGGCAGCCAUUGCUGAAUUAGGGGGCAGCGUGUCGCCAAAAUUGAACUGGAAUGCGCCAAGAGACGCAACACAUAUGAUCCUGUCAAAUCGUUUAGAGUGUAGAACACCCGGUGACGUGUACUUGGUCCUGAAAAGCAGCCGCUUCAUAGCCAACAAUCUAGACCGUGCAUUUGAGGGCUGUAUUCCCGAGUCUGGAAAGCAAGGUGAUUUGGCCGGCGCUGUUGAAAAGGAAGCUGGGAUCUACCACGACGAAAAUCAAAUACCCUACCAUUUGGUACUCCGGAAAUAUGUGAAUGUUAACCCGGCGUUGGAAUUCCGAUGUUUUGUUCGGUCACGACGUCUUGUUUGUCUUUGCCAAAGGAGUUUCAAAUACUACGAAUGGCUGUAUGAAAUCAAGGAUAAAUUACUGCGAGACAUCCAGAAAUUCUUCGACAAACAUCUGCGAGAUACGUUCCCCGACCCGGACUUUGUGUUUGACGUCUAUGUGCCACGAGACAGGGUCUGGUUGAUAGAUUUCAGUGCUUUCUCGCAAAACAUAGAUCCAUUACACUUUUCUUGGGAAGAGAUUCUGAAUAUGGAUAGACCGGACGAAGGGGAUUCCCGCACCAUACCCGAAGAACACAUGAUGAGAGCGCAAUCGCAACAUCGUCGCCAGUCUAGCGUUGACGAUGACGGUAGGCCGAAUCGAUAUUUCCCUGAAGAAUGGCCAUCGGUGGAACCGCCCAUUUCCUCCUUUCAGCCGCAGUUUAUACUAGCCGGCAAUACCGACUCAGCACAGUUGGAUUUUGGUUUAGAAGGCAAUAGCGCACCAACGAGCUACUCGUUAAUAAAAGAGGACAGAGUGCCUCAGGAUGUUCUUGAUGCGGCAGAGACGCCCGGAGGAACGGCAGAGCUCUUGAGCAAUUGGAGGGAAACUCUCGCGAGAACUAUCAAGGCAGACCAAGAGUACCAAAGUGACAGUGAAAGCUGA